Schistosoma spindalis is the source of this 1056-nucleotide messenger RNA. Lineage: Eukaryota; Metazoa; Platyhelminthes; Trematoda; Strigeidida; Schistosomatidae. The record is from the annotation of a GenBank genome assembly.
AUGAAUAAAACUAUUAUAACUAAACCAAUAAAAGAACCUGAAUUAUUUGAUUUAAAUAAUCAAUUAAAAAUAUGGGCUAUCAAUAUGUAUCAUUUAACUGCAACAAAAGAACAAAAAAAAUAUGAUCCAAUUGAAUUAAUAAUACGUAUCAUAUGGGAUGAUAUAAAUGUGAAUAAUGAUAAACCAGAAUAUUAUAAUGUAAAUAUUAAAAAAUUACCUAAAUUAAAUGUAUUAUUUUCAACAACUUAUAAAAAUAAUACAGAUUUUGAACAAGAAUAUCAUUUUCGUACAGAACGUUGUACACGUUCAUUAAUUGAAAUUGAAUUACAAAAAGGUAUUAUAUUAACCAAUGAAUUAUCAUUAAAAUUAUCGUUACCUAAUUCAAUUAUGGAAGCCAAUGCUGGAUUUAAACAUGAAAUUUCAAUUGGAUCAUCAACAAGACAAUCAACUGAAGAAGAACUUGCUUGGGGUGUAGAUACACGUAUUACAGUACCACCAAGACAUUCUGCUUCCGCUGAAGUAAAAAUUGAAGAAGAAGAAAUGAAUUGUUGUUUUCGUUUAAAAACUUCAAUGUAUGGACGUAUUCGUGUAUUAUUCUUAGAUCCUAUUCAUGAUAAUACAUUAAUUAAAUAUCUUGAAGGUGAUUUAGGUACAAUUAUACAAGAUACAUUAAAAUCUGAUCGUUUUAAAGAUAAUAAUUCUAAUGAAAAUUUCUAUUUAUGGACUGAAUCCAUGUUAAAAUCAAAUCAACGUAUAUUUUAUAUAGAAACAUUAGGAAAAUGUAAAUUUCGUUUUGGUAUACAUCAAUCAGUUGAAGUAAAUCAAAAAGAGCAUAUAGAAAUGAAUCAUAAUAAUUGAUAGUUGCUAUGGCAACUAUCAUAGGAUUCUAUGAUGUUGAUCAGAAAAAAAAAAGAAAAAAAAGAAAAAGGAAACAAUCCAAUUCAAGUGCAUUUCAAUUGAUCUUUUUAUGAUUAAUCUAUUGAAACCCAUAUGUAUAAAGAAGAAUAUCUCAUUAUUGAUUAUUGUGUUCCAUUUCUUUUUUUUUUUCAAUUGAAU